This is a messenger RNA of Periophthalmus magnuspinnatus, 1985 nucleotides long. It is a transcript of the gene dr1, whose product is annotated as down-regulator of transcription 1. The transcript has 4 exons. The record is from RefSeq and is a predicted model, not a curated record. Gene Ontology annotation, molecular function: protein heterodimerization activity; general transcription initiation factor activity; core promoter sequence-specific DNA binding. Gene Ontology annotation, biological process: RNA polymerase II preinitiation complex assembly; positive regulation of transcription by RNA polymerase II; chromatin remodeling. The coding region runs from base 571 to 1101 and encodes 176 amino acids. NCBI's taxonomy places the organism in Eukaryota, Metazoa, Chordata, Actinopteri, Gobiiformes, Gobiidae. Gene Ontology annotation, cellular component: negative cofactor 2 complex.
UUUGAUGACGCAACAUCCGGCCAGAUCUAAGCUAACGGCUAAUACUAGCGUUGCCUGCUGUUCUGCAACACAUUUAUAAAUGAGUACAUAUCUGUUCAACGUAACUCACCAUGAUUUACCUCUUUAGCUGGUCCGGGGAAUCAUAACUAUCCGGCCGUGGUGUGGUCCUUUGUGUCUCAUCGGCCUGGUCGUAUUUAGGUAGAAAAUAGCAGAAGCGGUUCAUUGUUAGACGGACUUUAGUUUAGCCAUGCUCUCGGUCUCCACUUUAACUUGUGUUUCGAUUUCGGACCAACACUUGUUCAGCUUUGUUUGAUUGACCCGACUAUCCCCAUUCUAUUAUUUCUUUGGGGUGUACGUGCAUUUGUUACAUUCCAAAUUAAAAAAGGGAGCUCUGCUAAAAUUGGAAGUAAUUUUAUCCACCCACAUCGCUAAGCUAACAAGCCACCCUGAGCAGAGAGAAGGAAGGGGUGUCUUGGCUGAUUUGUUUAUUUCUUUUCACCUUGUCUAACUUGCGAAACAGGCCUACGACAACUUUUUUUGUAUUAUUUUGUGGACUAUAUUCCUGCUGCAAUGGCCUCUUCCUCGGGCAACGACGACGAUCUGACCAUCCCUAGAGCAGCUAUCAACAAAAUGAUCAAAGAAACUCUUCCCAAUGUGCGAGUGGCCAACGAUGCCCGGGAGCUGGUGGUCAACUGCUGCACGGAGUUCAUCCACCUCAUCUCCUCAGAGGCCAACGAAAUCUGCAACAAGUCCGACAAAAAGACCAUAUCUCCAGAGCAUGUCAUCAAUGCCCUGGAAAGCCUGGGUUUCGGUUCCUACAUCACAGAGGUGAAGGACGUGCUGCAGGAGUGUAAGACCGUGGCUCUGAAGCGGAGGAAGGCCAGUUCUCGUCUGGAAAACCUGGGCAUCCCAGAGGAAGAGCUACUCAGACAGCAGCAGGAGUUGUUUGCUAAGGCCCGACAGCAGCAGGCAGAGCUAGCUCAGCAAGAAUGGCUUCAGAUGCAGCAGGCAGCACAACAGGCGCAGAUGGCUGCAGCUUCCGCCAGCGCUGCUCAGCAGGCUGGCUCCUCACAGGACGAAGAGGAUGACGACGACAUGUGAUUCCCAAAAUGGCACUUCCUCACGUUUGCUCCUCUCAAGACACCUCCAUUGUCCCAGUGCUGUCCACAGACUAACUAGCUGCUGAACUUUGCACAUGGGACAAACUCGGAUGAAAAAUAUCAUGGAAGGCAUUUACAAGACCCUUUGGAAAGAGUGUGGCAACCCUUUUCAUAAACUUCCUGUUGAUUUUGUAAUUUGUUGAUUUACAGUUGAGAUUUGGACUUGGGACAAGACAAAAUCACAAAUGGGGUGAACUCGAGAGCAAAUAUUACAGGACUUUGAAUAGACCUCUUACAGAUUUUUGACAUUAGAACACAUCCUCUUUACUUGUUGAUUUUGUUAUAAGUGAUUUAUAGUUGUGAUUGGGACGCAUUGAUGGCACAGGUUUGGUGAGUGACUGAGCAGAUGCCGUUUCUACUUUAGUGGUCAUUUUUACAAUUUGCUUUGCGGUUUUCGAUUUGUUUCUUUGAAGAACACUUUGAGGGCUUGUGAAUACCAGAGUAGUUAAGUAGUGAAACAAAUGUUUUUUUGUUAAAUCUUUAGCUUUUUCUUUGCUUAGAACCACCUACAGUAUUCAAUUUCACGGUUCAGGAUUACAUUUGGCAGAUAGUACCAAAGAUGGGACUGGUUAAAAGCUCCCAUUUAGAGGAGCAGCUCGGACUUCAGGACAGUGUUAACCGUGAUGAGGGUAAGUUAACUCCUCAGUUUGUAAAAUGCUUUGAUAUCCUGGUGGAAUUUAUUUUCCUCUUCUUGGGUGCAGUAUCAGAUAUUUGCAUUGUGACUGUGGUCAGUCCUCAGUGUAAAGACAAGUAACUAUAGUUGUGAAAACUUCACUCGGCAACAGAAAUGUAUUCUUUAAGCAAUAAAGGAACCCUGUUUUAUAA